AAGUCAGUCAGCGUGCAUGCAAUAUUGUGCAGGAGCAGCAGACUCCCCGCAGGGAUCCCCAGGGUUACACACACUGCUGUUUAAGAUGGCUGACAGAAAGGAGUAACUUAGUGAACGGUGCUGCAAACACUCUGUGAACAUCCAGCAAGUGUCUCGGGCACUAAUUACGAUACAAUGGAGCAAGAAUUUGAAGACAUUGAUUCGUCCGGGAGAUGGCAAAACCUUUACAAUGAGAUCCGUAACCAAGCCAGUGAAUAUCCUUACAAAGUAGCAAAGCUUCCAGUGAAUCGGAAUUUGAACCGCUACAGAGAUGUCAGCCCAUAUGAUCACAGUCGGGUAAAACUUGAAAACUCGGAAAAUGACUACAUCAACGCAAGUUUAGUCAUGGUGGAAGAAGCCCAAAGAGCUUACAUUCUUUCUCAGGGGCCUUUGAGGAAUACUUGUGGCCAUUUCUGGCUGAUGAUUUGGGAGCAAUGUUCCAAAGCUGUUAUAAUGCUCAACAGAAUCAUUGAAAAGGGAUCUGAAAAGUGUGCACAGUACUGGCCCACCACAGAGGAGCAACCGAUGUCUUUCACAGACACUGGGUUUGUUGUCAGGCUUCUUUCAGAGGAAGACCAAUCCUAUUAUACAAUCCGAGUGCUGGAACUGCAAAACACAAUGACGGGGGAGUCGAGGGAGAUCUACCACUUUCACUACACCACGUGGCCUGACUUUGGUGUCCCAGAAUCUCCGGCCUCCUUCCUCAACUUCCUCUUCAAGGUUCGGGAGUCCGGCUCGUUGGGUGCGGAGCAUGGGCCCUCAGUGGUGCACUGCAGCGCUGGGAUUGGACGUUCGGGGACACUCGCCUUGGUGGACACCUGCCUGGUCCUGAUGGACAGGAGGAUGAACCCAUCAUCGGUAGACCUACAGAAGGUGCUGCUGGACAUGAGGGAAUACCGCAUGGGCCUGAUCCAGACCCCCGACCAGCUCCGUUUCUCCUACAUGGCUGUCAUCGAGGGAGCCAAGCUCACCUUGACAGUCGACUCAGCAGCCCAGCAGAACAAGCAGAUAGUGAUGUCCAGAGAUGGAUUGCAGCCAGAUUUGCCACCUCCACCACCUCCACCCAGACCUCACCUCAACGACAGCAGGCCCAACGGUCAGCCAGGACCCUGUGUGGAGGCCGCCUCAGGAGACCACUUGCCGGCAGGAGACCACUUGCCGGCAGGAGACCACCCGCCGGCAGGAGACCACCCGCCGGCAGGAGAACCAGACAGCCAGGACCACAACGUGGCAGACGACUCGGGGCCUGUCAGAAAGCGACACCGUGAGGAGAGGAUUGCCAGCACCUCCCAGAAGGUCCAGCAGAUGAAACAGAGACUGACGGACUCAGAGAGGAAACGAGACAAUUGGCUGUACUGGAGACCCAUUCUGCUCAACGUCGGCGCCGGAGCAGCGGUGGCUGUGGGCCUGCUGGUGUGCUGGAUGUACUCCCAGUGAAACACUCUGGGUCACUUUAAACUGACUCCUAUUUUGCACCAGUACCUGGGAUUAGGUACUUCUCUAAGUAGAUGUAGAUGGUAAUAUGUGCAUAACUGAGGGUAUUUAUUUCUUAAGGUCAAAAUGCGGGAGUGCUAGAUCAAAUGAUUGUGUGUAUAUUUUUCAUGUAAGAUCUUAACAAAAAUAGUAACAUCUCAGGAUCUUGGUGCCAGCACGAUGAUUUUAUUUUCUUUCCUUCUUGUCACUUGAAUGUACUGUAUCAUUGCAAAUCGCUUUGAAAGAAAAUUUACUGAAGGUGCAGUACAAAGCAAAAAAAUAAUUCUGACAGGUUUGUCUUUGCAUUCUUUAUUUGUAAUGGUCAGAUGUGUGUAGAUCAUCUGUGGACACAUGUUACAUUUGGCAUUUUAAAAUGACUUGUGUUGACUGUCCAUCCUACCAUAGAUAUGUAAGAAGACUCCAGAGGUCAGCUAUGCGAAUUUAUUUUGUUUGUUUUUCUGCAAUGAAAGGUGCAUAUCAUGCAUGCAUUUAGAGGUUUUCCAGAGCACCACUUGUUCUUCCAUUCACAUUUAGCAGGGCAUCCCAAUACGGCCAGAUAUAUAUUUUUUUGUGACUGGACACUUCAUAGGGAGCUGCCUUGCUGAUGUUUCAAACUGCUAGAAUGUUAAUCUUUUUAUUUCCUGUUAUAUGAGCACCUUUUUUCACUGGUUUUGGUUUUCACAUGGAUCAUAUAAGCUGUCAGGUCCCUCACCGCUUAGUGCGUGUAUUUAUCCACUGGAUGGGUUCAUGUGUGUAUGUUCAGGUUAUCCCACUGUUGUUUUUUAGGAAACCAAAGCAAAACUGUCCGAUUUUGGAAGGUAACAGCCAGGAAAGCUGUUCAGUGAUGAAAUCUUGUACUCCCAUGUGGAAUGUAUUGUCUGUUGGAUCUCUGACAUAACUAAAAAUCUUCAUUACAAAUCCAUAGUCAUAGUAGCUUUGCGUUGCGUGUGACUUCUUAAUUUGAACCCAUCGAAUCACCACAUUGGGUUUCCAUUGACUAGGACCAAUCUAAAGCUAUAAUAGUGCAAUUUAGAAGUUGAAGCAGAGCAAAUAGAUUAAAUUCUAGUAAGGAGAGAGCGAUCGCAUACACGUUUGUACCUAUUUGUUUGCUGGUUGAAAUAGCUUUUAAUGUGCCUUGAAGUGAGUUAAAUGGAAAAAGAUGUGUGCUCCAAGGUACAGAUAAAGGCUUAUGUGAGCUGUUAGUUACCACAUAACAUGAGUAACAUGUUAGCACUGCAUUGACAGGUAUGUAGUAACUAGAGGUGUGAGACAGUAAAUUGUAUCAGAGUUGAUUGUACACCUAAUGUGUCAUUAGCAUGUACUGACUUCUGAGAUAAAAUGGUGUGGUGCUGUUUGGCUAGUUACCACUGUUGAACAUUGCUUUUACUCAGUUCUCAUUUAAUCCAGAAGAGACACGUUUGACCAUAACAUUCCAUUCAUUCUUGUUUUCCACGUAAGAUUUCAGGGGAGUUUUGUACACUGCUGAGCUGCAGUGAGAACAUGAGAGAUGGCGUUUUGAAAAAGAAAAUCAAAUAAAACAUUCAUCUUUUUUUACCAAA
Molecule: messenger RNA, 3071 nt
Organism: Cottoperca gobio
Lineage: Eukaryota; Metazoa; Chordata; Actinopteri; Perciformes; Bovichtidae
Gene: ptpn2a
Product: protein tyrosine phosphatase non-receptor type 2a
Exons: 9
Coding region: 175-1476 (433 amino acids)
Biological process (GO): negative regulation of receptor signaling pathway via JAK-STAT; peptidyl-tyrosine dephosphorylation; negative regulation of ERK1 and ERK2 cascade
Cellular component (GO): nucleus; cytoplasm
Molecular function (GO): non-membrane spanning protein tyrosine phosphatase activity; protein kinase binding
Source: RefSeq, a predicted model, not a curated record